Bufo bufo (common toad) is the source of this 1640-nucleotide messenger RNA. It is a transcript of the gene DNPEP, whose product is annotated as aspartyl aminopeptidase. Lineage: Eukaryota; Metazoa; Chordata; Amphibia; Anura; Bufonidae. Gene Ontology annotation, biological process: proteolysis. The coding region runs from base 67 to 1506 and encodes 479 amino acids. Gene Ontology annotation, molecular function: zinc ion binding; aminopeptidase activity. The record is from RefSeq and is a predicted model, not a curated record. The transcript is spliced from 15 exons.
CUGCUCUUGAGUACAGAGAUAUAGGAAGUGAAUGUAGUUCCAGGCAGAGCAGUGACAGCACACACCAUGCAGGUUGCCGCCAUGAAGGGAACACGAGAAGCAGGUCAGGCAGCAGCCAGGGAGUUUCUGAAGUUUCUGAAUCGUGGAGUUUCUCCAUAUCAUGUGGUGGAGGAGUGCAAGAGCCGCCUCUUACAAGCAGGAUUCCAGGAGCUGAAGGAAGCCGAUCACUGGGACAUCAAACCCAACCACAAGUACUUUGUGACCCGCAAUUACUCCACCUUGGUGGCGUUUGCCGUGGGCGGCCAUUACCAGCAGGGAAAUGGAUUUACAAUGGUUGGAGCCCAUACAGACAGCCCGUGUCUCAGGGUGAAGCGCAGGUCUUGUCGCGGUCAGGCCGGAUAUCUGCAGGUCGGCGUCGAGUGCUAUGGCGGUGGGAUCUGGAGCACCUGGUUCGACCGAGAUCUGACUGUCGCUGGUCGAGUGAUCGUUAAGGAGGGGCACCGCCUGCAGCAUCGCCUGGUCUACGUGGAGCGCCCCAUCCUGCGCAUCCCCCAUCUGGCCAUCCACCUGCAGAGGAACGUCAACGAGAGCUUUGGACCCAACACAGAGCAGCACCUCGUUCCCAUCCUUGCUUCUUCGGUUCAAGAAGGUUUGGAGAAGGAGACCAUGGAUUCGGGAUCGUCCUGUCAAUCCUCCGCUGGAGGCCAAAACCAGACGGAGAGACAUCAUCCUCUUCUGCUCAGCUUGCUCUGUGACCGGCUGGGGGUCAAACCAGAGCAGAUUUUGGAACUGGAGCUCUGCCUGACUGACACCCAACCUGCGACUUUAGGGGGCGCCUAUGAGGAGUUCAUCUUUGGGCCGCGCCUGGAUAAUCUGCACAGCUGCUAUUGUGCCCUUCAGGCUCUUCUCGGCUCCUGUGAGCCCCCAACCUCUCUCGCCAAUGACCCCAACGUCCGGAUGAUCACCCUGUAUGACAAUGAAGAGGUCGGAUCGGAGAGCGCCCACGGCGCCGAGUCGCUUCUGACGGAGCUGAUCCUGCGCCGUAUCUCCUCCACUCCGCAGAACCUCACCGCCUUCGAGGAGUCCGUGCCCAAAUCCUUCAUGAUCAGCGCCGACAUGGCCCAUGCCGUGCACCCCAACUACAUGGACAAACAUGAGGAGAAUCAUCGGCCCCUCUUCCACAAGGGACCUGUUAUCAAAGUGAACAGCAACCAGCGCUACUCCUCCACCGCUGUGACCGAAGCCGUCCUGCGGGAAAUUGCUGGACGUGUUGGAGUCCCGCUGCAGGAAUUCAUGGUGCGGAAUGAUGUGCCGUGUGGCACCACCAUUGGCCCGAUUCUGGCAAGCAAGCUGGGCAUGAGGGUUCUGGAUCUAGGAUCCCCGCAGCUGGCCAUGCACUCCGUGAGGGAGAUGUGCUGCACCUCUGGCGUCCUGCAGACCUGCACUCUCUUCCAGGGGUUCUUUGAGCAGUACCCGGCUGUGAACAGCUGUCUCCUGGUGGACUGAAGAAUCCCGUCAGCCACGUCGUGGACGGAGCACGUGUCCCCUGCCUGCCCGGACCCCCGUUGAUCAUGUGAUGAUGGGUGUGGUGUUUGUGCAAGAGCCGCCCCUUAUUUGUGGAAAUAAACACCUUUUCUGUA